AAUACAGACAUUUAAUAUUUUUCAUUUUAAAACUAUUCAAUCGAGAUAUAAAUAUUUUGCGUGUAUUAUCGUCAAAGUAUAGAAAUGGAACAGUACUUAAUUAAUACAUAUACUGGAAGUGUAUAGACUGAAAACUGAAGAUCAAAUGUGAAGGUUGUAAAGUAAUAAUAAUAGUCAUCGAAGUCACAAUGAAAGAAAGAUAGAAGGAGAGUAAGAAAGAGAGAGAUAGAGUGAAUGAGAGAAAAACGGAUGAGUCAUGAACUAGUCAAAAUUACUAUCUGCCGUUACUUUCACGAAGAAAAAGGAGAAAACGAAUUCAAAAUUUAUAUGCGUAUCUUUAGCAACGAAAUAGAUCGAAUGAAAGAGAGAAAGGAAGAAAAAACCCAAGCAAACGCAAAUUACGCGGACGGACUGUCGCCUUACGAAAACAAAGGGAUUCUGGGUUUAGAAGAGAGAUACGACACCGCGGAAACCCUUCGCAUAAAGUGUGGCCUAUUGGCGGAAUGGAUUCAAGGCGCGCGACAUGUCGUCGUUCAUACCGGUGCAGGAAUCAGUACAGCCGCAGGCAUUCCAGAUUUUCGAGGAACAAAUGGUGUAUGGACAUUGGAGCAAAAAGGUUUAAGGCCUUCUAUGAAUAUUUCUUUUGACGAUGCAAUACCGACAAAGACACAUAUGGCAUUAAAAAAAUUAAUCGACUGCAAAAAAAUUAAAUUUAUAAUUAGUCAGAAUAUUGAUGGACUGCAUCUUAAAUCGGGUGUUCAGAGACAACAUCUUGCAGAACUACAUGGCAAUAUGUUCACCGAACAAUGUGAUAAAUGUGGAAAGCAGUUCAUCCGUAAUUUUGCAAGCAAGAGCGUUGGUAAGAAAUCUUUGGAUACGGUAUGCAGAUCUGAACAGAUAGGUGGUCGUCCAUGUCGUGGGCGUAUGCACGACACUAUCCUCGAUUGGGAACACAAUUUACCGGAUAGUGACUUGACGUUGUCAGAUUUGCAUUCCAGCGUUGCUGACUUGAGUAUUUGCUUGGGAACAACUUUGCAAAUAAUUCCAAGUGGGAAUCUUCCAUUAUAUACUAAAAAAUACGGAGGGAGACUUGUUAUAUGCAAUUUGCAGUCCACCAAACAUGACAAGAAAGCUGACCUAAUCAUUAAUGGAAAUGUCGAUGAAAUUAUGGUCAGUGUUAUGAAGAAGUUGGGAUUAGAAAUACCUGUAUACGAUACCAGUAUGGAUCCAACACGUAAUCCUGAUACGACGUGCAAGGAAAUGGAUUGGACUAUACCAACCAGCAGAAUAAAGGAGAUGAACGUACUAUAUAAAAAAGUAUGCAAACCAAUGAGAAGAAAACGAAAAACGUUUAUGUAUGAGAGAGAAAAACCUGACCCUAAAAGAGAGACCAAGACAAGAAAGCAAGCAUUUACUAUGAAACAAGAGAUUAAGAUGGAGAAUGAUGUAGAUAGGAUCCAAGGAAUGCACAAGCAAGAUGACAGUAUGCUUCUUAAUGCUGUUAAAGUUGAAAAAGAUAUAGGGGACGUUGGAUCUUGUACUUAUUCGGUAGACAAUGUAUCGCAGCUUAAUAAUGCCGACAUAAAACUGGCUAAAACAGUGUAGCGUGAUUUAGUAGUUGAUUAUUACGCGUUUUAAUAUUUGUAUUAAUCUCUGUGUACGCAAACAGUAUUUACGAGUGCUCAUAGAAUGGAUGUUCAUUGUAUGCGGAGACUGUCUAACAGAGCUUCUGAUUUAUUUGUAUAAGAAAUCUUUUCAAAAUAAGUUUUUAAUUUAUAUGAAAAACAAAAAGAACAAAAAAAAAAAAAAGAAAAGAAAGAAGGAAAAAGAAAUCAUUUUUUACGAACCAAUAAUGCGAGUGCUUUCCAAAUUGUAAAUACGGUCGUGAUCUUCGAAUUCAUUUUCUUCCAUUUCAAUGAAUUUUUAUCUCGUCAGCUUUACAUCUAUUACGCGUUUAAGCAAAUAUUGUUAGUAUCCAUUUUUUUCUCAUAGUGUACUAUACUAUCUCUCUCAUUCUCUCACUCACUCUCUCUCUCUCCCUCUCUCUCUCUCUCUCCCCCUCCCCUUUCUCUAUUUUUACUCUAUACGUGUUGUAUACUAGAAGCAUAAUUUACAUUUCAAAAAAGCGACAAGGUUGUGCAUAUAAGUGAGUAAACUUUUUGCAUCUUUUCAACAAAUCUGGAAGUAGGAAUCUUUUAAAUAUGUGAGACGAGUAACGAAAAAGCCUCACAUUUUAUCGGCGAUAGGUAAAAGAUGAAAACGAGAGAAAACAUUAAAACAAAAAAAAAAAGAAAUAAAAAAGAAAAUAAAAAGAAUAAAUAAAAUAAAAGAAAAGAAAAGAAAAGAAAAUAAAAGAGAAGAAAAGCAAAGAAAAGAAAAGAAUAAAAAUAAAAAUAAAAAUAAAAAUACAAAUACAAAUCUCACGCUUGACGGCAUGAUUAAUACCGUGCACCGCAAGUAACGAAAUCUUGUAAUAUUUGUAUGUAAAUAGCGAUCAUUUGCUUUCAUUUUUUCAAUCGAUAUACAUUAUUGAUCAAAUUAUCGUCAUGUCGAUAAUAAAAUAAAGCUGUCAUAACUACUUAA
Messenger RNA from Vespula vulgaris, 2583 nucleotides. RefSeq names its product NAD-dependent protein deacetylase Sirt6 (gene Sirt6). Lineage: Eukaryota; Metazoa; Arthropoda; Insecta; Hymenoptera; Vespidae. Gene Ontology annotation, molecular function: NAD+ binding. The transcript has 9 exons. The coding region runs from base 235 to 1605 and encodes 456 amino acids. The record is from RefSeq and is a predicted model, not a curated record.